CUUUCUUUAAAAAAAUAAUAAUAAUCAAUAUGGCCCUCUUUGUUGCUAGAAUCCCAAGAGAUAUGAACAAUCGUGAACUUGAAGAUGCCUUCUCAAAAUAUGGCAAGAUUACUCGCUUUGAAGUCAAGAGAGAGGGAUUUGGUUUUGUAGAGUUUGAUGACAAACGUGAUGCUGAAGAUGCCAUGAAAGGAAUGCACGAAUCUAUUGCCGAACUUGUGGUUGAAUGGGCCAAGAACGGUGGUAAGAGACCAUCCGAUAAUGAAUGUUAUCACUGCGGAAAAUCAGGUCAUUUUGCAAGAGAUUGUAAAGAUCGUAGUCGUCAAAGAUACCGCCCAAGACCCUAUGAUAGAAGAUAUCGUAGAGAUGACCGCCGUGCAAGAUCCCCUUAUCGUGAUGAACAACGUUAUGACAGACGUCCUAGAAGAGACUACCGCAGCUAUGAUGAUAGGCGUGAUGACCAACAACAACCAGAACAACAGCAGCAGAGACAAUAAGUAAAGCAUCUCCGCUCAUUCUCACAUGUGCGCCCAUCUUUAAGCGCACACACAAACAUAAUAAAAAAUCUUUUUUUUUUCCAAGUC
Rhizopus microsporus ATCC 52813 is the source of this 581-nucleotide messenger RNA. RefSeq lists its product as uncharacterized. Lineage: Eukaryota; Fungi; Mucoromycota; Mucoromycetes; Mucorales; Rhizopodaceae. The record is from RefSeq and is a predicted model, not a curated record. Gene Ontology annotation, molecular function: zinc ion binding; mRNA binding. Gene Ontology annotation, biological process: mRNA splicing, via spliceosome. The transcript has 6 exons. Gene Ontology annotation, cellular component: nuclear speck. Bases 30 to 494 code for a protein of 154 amino acids.